This is a messenger RNA of Aspergillus calidoustus, 1287 nucleotides long. NCBI's taxonomy places the organism in Eukaryota, Fungi, Ascomycota, Eurotiomycetes, Eurotiales, Aspergillaceae. The record is from the annotation of a GenBank genome assembly.
AUGAAGCGCUUCGGCCUCAAGAAGUCGUCCGAUGGCGGCGACGACGACUCAUCCAACCGCCUUGCUCUCUUCGGAUCCAGAUCUAAGAGCAAGAGUCCUGCCCCUUCCUCGAACCCUUAUGCAAAACCCAUCCCCGCGGACCCUUAUACGAAAGCGAAGGUCAAUGCCGGAGUAGCGGCCCCGCCUCCCAACAUGCAGAUGCCCAGUGACCCCGCACCGAGUAGCGGAAUACCUGGGGACAACAAGUAUCAGAUUCCCGGCGACAACAAAAACCAAGGCUACGCACCCAACUCAUAUGGCAACCAGGGUGGAUACGGUGCGAAUCGUUACGGCGGCAGCGCGGGCGCUGCUCCCGCAUCUCGAUACGGACCUGGUGGCUAUGGUGGGCUGGGCAGCUCCGAUCCUAACGACCCCUCCGCCCGUGAUGCCAACAGAGAUGCCCUCUUUGGAGGUGCUAGCGAAAGAGCCGCAGCACAACAGACCAGUGCCCCCCCUCCUUAUUCCGAGCAGCAGCAGCAGCCUAGCGGGUAUGGAGGUGCUAGCUCCGGGUAUGCGACCGGUACAUAUCAGGAGCGCCAACUCACAGCUGAAGAGGAGGAGGAACAAGAGAUCCAGGCUAUCAAGCAGGACAUUCGCUUUAUCAAGCAAGGCGAUAUUUCAUCCACUCGCAAUGCUCUCCGCUAUGCAGCGCAAGCCGAAGAAGCAGCUCGAGACACUCUUGCCCGCCUCGGCGCUCAAGGCGAGAUGAUUCACGACGCAGAAACACACUUGGAUGCCGCUGGUGUCGAGGGACGUAUCGCAGACGAGAAAGCUCGGGAGCUGAAGACCUUGAACAAGAGUAUGUUCGCCGUACAUGUAUCCAACCCAUUCACCAGUGCCUCGCGCAGAAAGGAACGAGACGAACGGAUCAUGAGCACACACCGACAAGAGCGUGAUGCGCAGGCGGGCACCCGGAGCGAGGCGUUCAAAACCAGCCAGCGGAUGGAGCGUACGUUCAGGGAGAUUGAACGCGAAUCAGGACGGGCCCCGAAGCCGAAGAAAGCAAGUGUCACAGAACGUGCCAAGUACCAGUUUGAAGCGGACAGCGAAGAUGACGCGAUGGAGGAUGAACUCGAACAAAACCUCAACUUGAUCUCAGGUGCCACAGGUCGACUGAAUCUUCUAGCAAAGGCACAGGGUCGCGAGCUCGAUGAGCAGAACAGACAUUUGGAGCGCAUCAUGAACAAGAGCGAGAACGUCGACGACCAGCUUGCUAUGAACCGUGCCAGAUUGGACCGCAUCCGCUAG